Uloborus diversus is the source of this 2820-nucleotide messenger RNA. Its product is annotated as ankyrin repeat domain-containing protein SOWAHB-like. NCBI's taxonomy places the organism in Eukaryota, Metazoa, Arthropoda, Arachnida, Araneae, Uloboridae. The transcript has 16 exons. The record is from RefSeq and is a predicted model, not a curated record. Gene Ontology annotation, molecular function: protein binding. Bases 2 to 1468 code for a protein of 488 amino acids.
CAUGGCGGACGAGUUGACAUUUACGUGUGAAGCAGUUGUGAAAUUUCUUUCUGAUAAUGGUGGUAAAGUUAACAAUCACGAAUUAAUUAAGCAUUUUAAGAAGUUUUUAAGUGGGCCUGACAGCCAACCUAAUGCAAGAGUUACUUUCAAAGAAUUUGUCAAUACUGUCGCUACAGUCAAACAAGAAGAUGGUGUCAAGUACGUUGUCCUCAAGAAGAGAUGCUUCAACGAAAAAAGUGAGAGUUCCUCAUCAGACAGCCUCUCCAAAGGAAGCACUGAUCAGACAACUGAAGCAAAAAAAUGCCGGCUAAGUAAUAGUUCGGAAAGUUCUCAGAGUAGCUCGAUUUCGAGUAUUCUUCACAGUCAUUCCAGUCCCUCGAUUUUGGGCUCGCUUCCGUCAUCGGCAGAUCAUUCCAAAACGUCCUCACCUGUCCUCUGGAGCUCUGAUUUACCUCCAGGUCAUGUACCACAGCCACCUCCUAGACGUAAGCAUUCCAUGCGGGGGAAAGAGAACAGAAGUGCCAAAUAUGAAGAAAGCAUUCGACAGAUAAUCGAAGAAAAGGAAGUAGCGGCUAGUCCCAGAAGUGAUGAAAUUAGGGAAAUUGUGAGUCCAGGUAGCGUGAAAGAGAAGGCGCAUCUUCUCAACAAGAUGGCGUCUGAGCUUGAUCUGUCUCAGAAACAAACUCCAAGUUCAGGAAGACGAAGAGAACAUAGAGAUGAUAAGGUCGGAUACGAUGACGAUACUUGCUCCGUAUCUACAUUGGAUCCUCGGAGGAAGGAAUGGAUUGUGAAAUCAUCAAAAUCAGAUUAUCAUGAGCUUGUUCGACUACUGAGAGAAGAACCAAAAUUAGCGUAUGUAAAGGACUUCAUUACAUUUUUUAGUACUUUGCACUGGGCUGCAAAACAUGGGAAUUUGGACGUUAUUAAACUCAUCGCCGGAACCCAUGGUGUAGACUCUAAUUCAAAAACCCGGGGGGGUUACACUCCUUUGCAUUUAGCCGCAAUGUUUGGCAGAGAAGAAAUUAUGGAAAUUCUAAUCAAUACUUAUGGUGCUGAUCCGAGUAUACGAGAUUACAGCGGAAAGCGUGCUCUCCAUUAUUUGCCCAAGAGCCAGGCAGAACGUUUGCUAUCUUUGUUUCCAUCGCUGAAUUUUCCUAUUCAUUUGUGCGGUAAACUCGUAAAUGGUAAAUGUGAUAAGGAACCAGGUUUUAUGAGGAUGGGAUCUUUGAACAGUAAAAUGAAAAAAGGAUCCAUGUUUUCCUCUGGGGGACGAGCCAUCACUCGGAUGAAAAGUUGGGGCUCUGCGGACAACAUACAAGACCGUGCUGUCAAUAUGAUGCCUCCUCCUAAAACUUAUCCCAAGAAGAAGAAAUCUCGCAAACAUGCAGACAUAGUUGCGUUGUCUGAAAACUGGAGGGGUAAAUCUGGUGACUCUGACUCUGACAGUGCGUCUGGUGUGAUAUCGUAAAGUUUUGCACAUAGGAAUCAAAUGUGUCGUGUCGAUUUUGCACAAUGUCAAAUUAAUUAUACAGACUAUUUUUGCAGCUUUUGGUUUAAAAAAAAAUAUAUUCGAAGUUUUACUUUACUUUUUAUGCUUUUAUGGGAGAGAUUAGCUUUAAGAAGUUAUUUUUAAUUUAUACUCAAUGCUGUAGUUGGAGGGGGGGGGGACGCUGUCUCCCGAAAUAUUUUUUUUUUACUGUGAAAAUGAUGUAAAUGUAACGUUAAUUGGUUUUAAAUCACCUUUCCUUUGGUGAAUCCCCUUUACCCGAAUUAAGUUCCCCAAAACCUUUUUUCUAGCUCUUUUUUUUUUAAAUUCUUAUUAAUGAGCAGCUUUGGAAAUACUCGCAAAUUGGUUAUCAACUUACACAAAAUAGUUUCAUUUUCGACGAAAAUUCAUUUAUCUGUUUCUUAAUUUUUUGCUACUAUUUUAUUAUUUUCAUGUUUUACUAAAGGAGUUGUGUUUGGUGUUUAGACGUGAAAUUUACGUUUGUUCCUUUUUGGCUUUUACAAAUUAUGCAGCAUUGUCAUAUUUUGUUAAAAAAUGUGAUGUGUGCUUGGGCAUUUUUAAAUUUAUAAAUGUACAGCUACUUUUAUUUUGUGCCAUAUGUAUAUGUACAUAAUCACUAUUUUAAAUGAAUUUUAGUGACUGUUUGGGGGUGGGGGGAGGAAGGAAUUUCAAAUUUAGUGAAUGUAAAAAUAGCGUUACGUACGUGCUGAAAUAUACUUUAUUGUUUAUUCAAGAAAAACAAAAAGUUCUCGUCAUUGCAUCACUUAAUUGUCUUGAUAAAAUGCUAUGUUUUCGUUGUAAUUGGUGGCUAUUUAUUUCUUUGACAAACUGACGGAGAGUGGUUAGUACCCAUUACCAUGUUGACUAUGAAUUCAAAAAAAAAAAAAAAAAGACCUCGCUUACUAUGUAGUUCGACAUUCCAUUUGAUGCGGUGGGUUAUGAUGAGGUUCUAAUGUCUUUUAGAAUAUAAUAUGGAAUGUCAAUUAUUAAUCCUUAUUUUAUGCUAAUUUCAUUUGUGAAUAUGUAAAUAAAAAGGCAAAAAUCAUUACAACAUUUAGCACAAUUUUGAAAAUUUUGAUGUGAUAAUUGAGGUUAGAGUUUUGCUUCUCCUUUCUUUGGAAAUCUCUGGACGCUCACUGAGCUAUAUAACUUACUGGAAUUUAUAUCUGAACGCCAUGACAUCUUUACAUGCCUUGAUGGCAUGUAAAAUAUGCUCAAGUGGUUGUAACAAAGUUUCAAACAAUCAUAUUCAGCACAAUUAAUUAUUACCAGGUUAAAAUUUUUGAGAUUUAAUUUCACGUUUCCCUUCGUUC